Messenger RNA from Xyrauchen texanus (razorback sucker), 3144 nucleotides. Its product is annotated as receptor for retinol uptake stra6. Gene Ontology annotation, molecular function: retinol transmembrane transporter activity; signaling receptor activity. The coding region runs from base 431 to 2440 and encodes 669 amino acids. Lineage: Eukaryota; Metazoa; Chordata; Actinopteri; Cypriniformes; Catostomidae. Gene Ontology annotation, biological process: vitamin A import into cell. The record is from RefSeq and is a predicted model, not a curated record. The transcript has 17 exons. Gene Ontology annotation, cellular component: plasma membrane.
CCCACCUAAUCCCUCUUAACUACAGGUGGUGGGAGAGACCGGCUGCCCCUCUCUGAAACUCUGGUUUGCUUUCACACCCCCGCUCUCUUUCUCUCUCUCCUGGUUUCCAGUGUGGUGGUAAUCCCCCUUCUGAAAAGGAGAUCCAAGCUGAAGUUUUGGGUUGGCAUGCUACAGAAAGGGACCUGUCACAUUGCUCCUCACAGUAGUAACGGAGCACCUGAAGAGGGGGACUAAAGGAAAGGAGACACUUUAGGGGCAGAGGAGCACAAACCAACAGUAUUGCGACCAAACUUUUGGAGAGAACUUUUUUUUUUUUAUGCUACUAGAAUUGCACGUUUUGGGUCUUUCAGGAGUGCAGAAGACUGCUUUCGUGUGUUUUCUGAGUUAUUGGAGCUCACUGAUACUUUUGUUUCAUCUUUAGGCUUGCACCAUGAGCGCUGAAACUCUGCAAGACUACGACUAUUCUGAUUGGUAUGAAAAUGCAGUGCCAACCAAAACUCCAGUGGAAGUUGUCCCACCAUGUGACCCCACGGCUGAUGAAGGCCUCUUCCACAUAUGCAUUGCUGCCAUUUCUCUGGUGAUCAUGCUGGUGCUUGCUGUCCUGGCCAGACGACAGAAGUUGGGGGACAGUCACAGGGGACUUACAGGCUUACUCAGCCCAGUAAACUUUUUAGACCACACACAACACAAGGGCCUUGCCGUAGCUGUCUAUGGAGUUCUCUUCUGCAAGCUGGUCGGAAUGGUCCUCAGUCACCACCCGCUCCCCUUCACUAAAGACAUUGUGAACAAAGAGUUAUGGCUAAUCUUGGCUCUGUUGUACUACCCUGCUUUGUACUACCCUCUCCUGGCCUGUGGAACGCUACAUAACAAGGUUGGUUACGUCCUGGGCAGCUUGCUCUCAUGGACGCACUUUGGAGUUCUGGUCUGGCAGAAGGCGGACUGUCCCAAAACACCCCAAAUCUAUAAGUACUACGCCCUGUUCAGCAGUCUACCUCAGAUUGCCUGCCUGGCCUUUCUCAGUUUCCAGUACCCACUACUUUUGUUCAAGGGCUUACAGAAUACAGAGAAAAUCAAUGCCACUGAGGACCUCAGUAGCAGUUAUUACAGAGAUUAUGUGAAGAAGAUCCUCAAGAUGAAAAAGCCUACCAAAGUCAUUUCCAGCACAUCAAAGCCCAAACUAAUUGAAAGACUCAAAGAUGCUGCCAAGUCUUACAUCUACACACCAGAAGAUGUUUUUAGAUUCCCUUUAAAACUGGCAAUCUCUGUGGUUGUGGCGUUCAUUGCUCUUUAUCAGAUGGCUCUCUUACUGAUCUCAGGAGUGCUGCCCACGCUGCACAUCGUCCGUAGAGGAGUGGAUGAAAACAUUGCCUUUCUGUUGGCUGGUUUCAAUAUUAUUUUGUCAGAAGACCGUCAAGAAGUGGUCAGGAUUGUAGUGUACUAUUUGUGGUGUGUGGAGGUAUGCUAUGUCUCCGCGGUGACCCUGUCCUGCCUGGUCAACCUGCUCAUGCUUAUGAGGUCCAUGGUCCUGCACAGGUCUAAUCUGAAGGGACUGUACAGAGGAGACAUCUUUAAUGUGUAUAACUGUCAAAGGAGCAUGAGGCCAUCUCGACCUGCCCUGGUCUGCUGGAUGGGCUUCACCAGCUACCAAGCUGCUUUUAUCUGUCUAGGUAUGGCGAUCCAGACUCUAGUGUUCUUCAUCUGCAUCCUGUUUGCUGUCUUCCUGAUCAUCAUUCCCAUUCUGUAUGGAACUAACCUCAUGCUAUUCCACAUUAUUGGCCGAAUGUGGCCUUUCUGGUUGAUGCUGUUUCUGGCUGUGCUGAUCCAACACGUGAUCUCCAGAUUUUUGUUUAUCAAGAAGGACGCAGGAACACGAGAUCUGAACAACAGAGGUAGUCUUUUCUUGCUCACCUAUAUGCUCUUCAUGGUUAAUGUCAUGGCUGGGGUGCUACUGGGCAUUUGGAGGAUGGUUAUCACUGCCCUUUUCAACAUAGUCCAUUUAGGACGCUUGGAUAUAAGUCUCCUAAAUCGCAAUGUUGAGGCAUUUGACCCAGGUUACCGCUGCUACGCUCAUUACCUGAAGAUUGAAGUCAGUCAGUCCCAUCCUGUGAUGAAGGCCUUCUGCGGACUGCUACUGCAAACCACAGGCCAGGACAAUCUCUCUGCACAGAGGACACGAGAUGCUGAAGAAGGAAUCCAACUGGUCCAGCAAGAGAAGAAACAGACUAAGGUGUCCAAUGCCAAGCGGGCACGAGCCCACUGGCAGCUCCUUUUCACGCUGGUCAACAACCCGUCCUUGGUGGGUUCCAGGAAGCACUUCCAGCGGCAGAGUUCGGAAAGUUUCAUCAACGGAGCCCUAAACAGGACCUCCAAGGAGGGCAGCAAAAAGGAUGGAAGCAUCAAGGAGCCUAACAAAGAGGCAGAAACGGCUGCCACCAACUGAGGACUGAAAAUUACAAUUCGGAAAAGGAGAUCACCCCUCCCUGCCCCCUCCAGCCUCUUUAAUAUAUAAAGGCUGCUGGCCAGAUAUCAAUGAUAGUAUUAUUUGCUUUGGUGUAGCAUAGAAGCACAUGUGUUUUAGCAAAAUGCACUUACAUCUCAGUGCCUCAGGAAGAACUUCAAGCAGUUGUAGUGAACCGAUCCUUUCCAUGUAUCCGUAAAUGUUUGGAAGGAUGGGUGGAUGUAUCGUGUGUUUUGUUGAAUGUGUGAGUGACCAGGUUAAACUUAGCACAUCAGGAAAUUUAGUUUGGCACUGAACUCCCAUCUAACCACUUGAUGCCAGGUUGGCAUGUGUGACUAUUUAUGAAUGUACAGGUUAUGCUCUUUUGCAAAUUUACGAAUUACUCAUUUGCAGAAUUAAUAUUCACCAGAGGUGAGACACUUUUUUUUUUUUUUUUUCUCAUAGAAAUCUAACCGAUGAAAUCAGUUAUGUCCAUGAUGGUUUAUUGGUGUCUGUUCUCAUAAAAAUAUCUACAGCAAGUAGUUUUUCAUCUCUGACAAAGAAUAUAAACACAAUCUGUCUCACUGUUACAUUUGACAUGUAAUUUUGAUAUGUUCCUGUUAAUUGUCUUGUUCUGCUACCUAUGGCAUAUUUGUGAUUUUAAAUGAAAUAAAUAUUCAAACUCAAAUCUAACAAACGGGAGUUCA